This is a messenger RNA of Symbiodinium sp. CCMP2456, 3450 nucleotides long. Lineage: Eukaryota; Dinophyceae; Suessiales; Symbiodiniaceae. The record is from the annotation of a GenBank genome assembly.
AUGGAGCUAGCUUCCGCGCGGCGAGUGGCCAGGCUUCUGGGACAAUUGCGGCCAGCAGCGCUUACAUGGGUCUCACCUGUCGCAGCAUCUGCCAAGCCGAGGAGUUUUGCUACGCAGCGGCGGCCGAACGGCCUUCAGCUUCCCUUCUCCAAGGUGCUCAUUGCAAAUCGUGGCGAGAUCGCCGUCCGGAUUGCUCGGGCUUGCCAGGAGGAAGGUUUGACAACUGUGGGCAUCUACGCCGAGGAAGACAACGGCUCCUUGCACGUGCAACGCGUGCAGGAAGCAAUUCGGGUCACCUCCAAGAACCCUGGCCCGAUCGCGCCAUACCUGGACGUGCAGAGUGUAGUUGAGGCGGCCAAGCAGACAGGUGCCCAAGCGGUGCAUCCUGGCUACGGCUUCCUCAGUGAGAGUGCAGAGUUCGCUGCAGCCUGUGAGGCCGCAGGCAUCGUAUUCAUCGGUCCCCGUCCAGAGACCAUCGCACUCCUCGGGGACAAGGUCCGGGCCCGGGAGCUGGCAAUGUCCAGCAACGUUCCGGUUUUAAAGGGCUCGCCGUUCCUCGACUCCUCGCAGCAUGCACGAGACUUCUUGGCAAGUGAAGGGCUUCCACUGCCGAUCAUCUUCAAGGCGGCCUUCGGUGGUGGUGGCCGCGGCAUGCGGCUCGUUCGCCAAGAUGGUGAGCUCAACGAGGCAUUUGAGCGCUGCACCAGUGAGGCCAAGACCGCCUUCGGCAACGGCUCUGUCUUUCUGGAGGAAUUUCUUGAUGAUGCUCGUCACAUCGAGGUUCAAGUUCUCGCAGACGGCCAGGGAGGUUGCGCACACCUUUACGAGCGCGACUGCAGCGUGCAGCUGCGAAACCAGAAGGUGGUGGAAGUUGCGCCGGCCCGCAUCCAUCCCGGGUUGAGAGCUCGCAUCACCGACUGCGCUGUUCGCCUUCUUCUGAACUGCAACUAUCGGGGCGUUGGCACUGUUGAGUUCAUGGUUGCCGGGGGGCUCGACGAUCCUGAAGCCCGUUUUGUGUUCAUGGAGGUUAAUCCACGAAUCCAGGUCGAGCACACCAUCACCGAAGAGGCUACCGAUGUGGACAUCGUGAAGACACAGCUUGGCAUUGCGAGUGGCAAGAAGCUUGACGAGCUGGGACUUCCGGGAGGUCCCGGGCAUGCAGCUUCGACAUUGCGCGGCUUUGCCAUCCAGGCCCGGGUCUCCCUGGCCCCCGGAGGUGGCAGCGAAGUGUCGGCCUACAGCGAGCCGAGUGGUGAGGGCGUUCGUGUGGAUGCGGCCCUUUAUGCUGGGGGAAAGCCGAGCAUGCACUACGACCCGUUGGUUGGCAAGCUGAUCUGCUAUGCCCCUGGUGAAGGUGACGAGGCCUUCCAGGCCUGCCGGGAGCGGACUAUUUCAGCUUUGGACUCCUACGUCAUCGACGGGGUUAACACCAACAAGCCUGUGUUGCGCGGAAUCCUGCGGCAUCCCGAAUUCAUCAAAAACGAGGUGCUCCUCUCCUUCAUGGCCCGCCAUGGCCCAACCCUCGCCGGCAGCGCCGAUGCCGCUACGAGCAGCAGCCAGGCAUCGAAACCCGUGUCGCUGAAGCGCCAGGAGCUGUCGGUCUCAUCGCCGCUGGAGGCGACUGUGGUGCAGAGCUGCGUCCAAGAGGGGCAGGAGGUGGAGGAGGGACAGCUGCUGGUCUUGCUCUCUGCCAUGAAGCUGGAAACCGAGGUGCGCUCACCUCAUGCCGGGAAGGUUCUAAAAGUUUCUGCAGUCGCGAACAAGACAGUCAGCGCCGGUGAAGAUCUCGUGGUUCUGGACGCUUUGGUUCCCGAGGACGGGGAGGGCGCUGCUGCCGAGACGGCUGCCAUGGCAUCGGCGAGCCGCGUGCGACUGGUGGGAUCUGCAAUGGCAGAUGCGACCUCCGUGUGGUACGGCAAAGAAGACGGUGUCAAGCCGUGCCAGGGCCCAACGUCAAGCAGUAUCCGACUGCCUGCGCCACGUCAUAAUGACGAGACCUUCAUGAAGCGAACUGCUCACCACACUGCCCUGCUGGACCUGCUCAACAAGCGGUUACAGGUCGUCUGUGGAGGAGGAGGUGAGCAGUCAGUGGAGCAGCAUCAUGCUCGUGGCAAGGCUCUGCCUCGCGAGCGCAUCAAAGCAGUCCUUGAUCCUGGAACGGACUUCCUGGAAUUCUCGGCCCUUGCAGCGAACGAUCUGUACGAUGGCAUGGCGCAUUCUGCGGGCAUUGUGACGGGCGUCGGCCUGGUGCACGGCAAGGAGGUCCUCUUCGUUGCAAACGAUGCCACCGUCAAAGGCGGAACCUACUACCCGAUGACGGUCAGCAAACACUUGAGGGCACAGCAAAUCGCAAUGGAGAACAAGCUUCCUUGUGUUUAUCUUGUCGACAGUGGUGGCGCAUACCUUCCGCUGCAGGACGAGGUAUUCCCUGGGCGUCUCCACUUCGGUCGCAUCUUCUACAACCAGGCCCAAAUGUCUCGUCGUGGCUUGCCACAAAUCUCCGCGGUCCUGGGAUCGUGCACUGCGGGCGGCGCCUACGUCCCUGCAAUGUCAGACGAGAACAUCAUCGUCAAGGGCAAUGGCACCAUCUUCCUCGGCGGGCCGCCUCUUGUGAAAGCCUCCACAGGUGAGGUGGUUACUGCCGAGGAGCUUGGUGGUGCAGAUGUGCAUACCUCGAAAUCUGGCGUUGCAGAUCACUACGCGGAGAACGAACCGCAGGCCUUGGCGAUCUGCCGUGAGGUCUUAGCACACGUUGGCGAACCUACGCAUCCCAAGCAUCCGGAGGUGGAGCCAGAAGCCCCGCUCUUCGAUCCCAAGGAUCUUCUAGGGAUUAUCCCUGAAGACAAUUCCAAGGCCUUGGAAGUGCGCGAGAUCAUCGCGCGAAUCGUGGACGGGUCGCGCUUUCACGAGUUCAAGCACAGGUUCGGUACCACUUUGGUGUGCGGUUUCGCGCAUAUUCAUGGCUACCCCGUUGGUAUUGUGGCCAACAACGGGAUCCUCUUUGGCGAGUCAGCCCAAAAGGGAGCGCACUUCGUGCAGCUCUGCGGCCAGCGCCGGAUUCCAUUGUUGUUCUUGCAGAACAUCACCGGGUUCAUGGUGGGCAAGGCCUACGAGAACGGUGGCAUUGCACGAGAUGGAGCCAAGAUGGUCAACGCCGUUGCGUGCGUGGAUGUGCCCAAGAUCACAGUGAUCAUUGCCGGGAGCCAUGGUGCCGGGAACUACGGUAUGUGUGGCCGCGCUUUUGACCCUCGCUUUCUCUUCAUGUGGCCCAAUGCUCGCAUCGGUGUGAUGGGUGGCUCGCAGGCGGCAGAGGUGCUCACCACUGUCAAGCAGGCACAGCUGAAGCGACAGGGCAAGCCCGAGAUGACCGAGCAGCAGUUUUCCGGCGCAGCAAUACUUCGGGGUUUUCUUCGUUUCUGUCUUCAGGAGCUGUGGCUCGGCGGUGCUUGA